Pseudozyma flocculosa PF-1 is the source of this 1095-nucleotide messenger RNA. RefSeq lists its product as uncharacterized. The record is from RefSeq and is a predicted model, not a curated record. The coding region runs from base 1 to 1095 and encodes 364 amino acids. Lineage: Eukaryota; Fungi; Basidiomycota; Ustilaginomycetes; Ustilaginales; Ustilaginaceae. Gene Ontology annotation, biological process: peptidyl-hypusine biosynthetic process. Gene Ontology annotation, molecular function: deoxyhypusine monooxygenase activity. The transcript is spliced from 2 exons.
AUGGACCGGCUCGAGGCCGCCCUGUGCGAUUUCAGCGGCAAGACUUCCCUCGACCAGCGCUUCCGCACCCUCUUCACCAUCAAGGGCCUCGCGGCCACGACCGACGCCCACAUGCAGCGUGCCAUCGAGAUCAUCUCAAAGGCGUUCAGCGACGACUCUGCCCUGCUCAAGCACGAGCUCGCAUACGUCCUCGGCCAGCUGGAGGACGUCCGCGCCCUCCCCACGCUCAAGGCGGUGCUGGCCAACCUCGGCGAGGACGCCAUGGUACGCCACGAGGCUGCCGAGGCCAUGGGCGCCAUCUCCGACCCUUCCGUCCUCGACGUCCUGAAUCAGUACAAGACCGACAGCGACGUCUCGGUGCGCGAGACCUGCGAGCUCGCCAUCAGCAAGAUCGAGUUUGACAACUCGCCCGAGGGCAAGGAGCUCAAGCAGAGGAAGAAGGCCGCAAAGGAGAACGAGGAGGCCUCGGGCAAGGGCGGCGUCGAGACUGCCUUUGCGCCCAUCGACCCGGCACCGGCCAUGUCCCCCGCUGCCAGCAAGGAGGCCGCACGAUCUUCCGCCGACGCGGCGAGCUACGACGCCAGCUCGGUGCCCACCUUCCGCACGACGCUGCUCAACGCCGAUCUGUCGCUGUUUGAGCGCUACCGCGCCAUGUUUGCGCUGCGCAACGUCGCCCACGGCGGCGGCGAGGGCGCCGUCUCUGCCGUCCUCGCCCUCGCCGAGGGGCUCAAGGACACCUCUGCCCUCUUCCGCCACGAGAUCUGCUUCGUCUUUGGCGAGCUCUGCCACCCGGCCUCGAUCCCCUCGAUGCUCGACGUGCUCAACGACUCGGGCGAGCACGAAAUGGUCAGGCACGAGGCUGCCGAGGCCCUCGGCGGCAUCGUCGAGGAGGCCGGCGACGCAGAGGGCGACGGGGCUAAGGGAGGCUUUGACGCCGUCAUGGCCACCUUGACGAGGUGGGCAAAGGACGACGCUGCCCCGCGCGUCGUCCGCGAGAGCUGCAUCGUCGCCCUCGACGAGCUGGCCUACAACAACGACCCCACCCAGUUCCACCGCAUCGAGGCCGAGCCCGCCACCGCCGCUUCCGCCGCGUAG